UCAUAGUUAUACACAUUUAUAGGAAGCAAGCAAUCUAAUCCACAUAACUCUUUAUGUACAUGUGUUAUAUUUUCCUUUGUAUGUAUAUCUUCCCCAAAAGAAUGUGCCAAUUAGCUUAAUUACAUUUACACGAAACUUCUUCGAAAUUAUUAUCCGUAGUGACGAACAAAUGCUUCUGGGUGGAAGCUCGAUCACAAAUUAUGACAACUACACAAAAAGGGAAGAUAGCUGGGUGAUCAUGGAAGGAAAUCAUGAUGAUCAUGAUGAUAUGUACGACACAACAUUCUCGACGUCGAUUUCGAAUAGAUCAUCGACAUCUUCAUCGGACUUAGUAGAUGAUGCAUCUUCACCAUCAACAUCAUCAUCAUGUUCUUCUUCCUUUCAUUCUCAUGGAUCGUUGCUCGACUUGUCAGAUCUCAUGGCUCAGCUACCCAUCAAGAGAGGACUUUCAAAGUAUUUUGAAGGCAAGUGCCAAUCCUUUACACGUUUAUCAAAGGUAAAGAGCAUUGAAGAUCUUGCAAAGAAAAAGUCUCCAUAUAAUCAAAGAAAGGCACUAAAAGGAAGCAAGAGCUAUGGCGGUGGCUUGGGUUCUUACAGAUCGUACACACUUCCGAAGGCCACCAUUUCUAAGAGUAAGAAGGCAUCAACUACUUCAUCUUUUUCGAGCAGAUCAAGAGGCAGCACUUUUGGCAUAAAUAACAUCACGCUCCCUCCAACUCCAGUAAGAAAGUAGUUGUAACGUACGUACGUACGUGUGCCGGUGUGCAUGUAAACUACACAAUGUAUAUACUUGUUAAUUUUUUUUUAUUUUUUUAAUGGAAGUAGACUUUGUUAGUAUUUUGAACCUCUCCUGUUUGUUAGUCUUGCUACUAUCUUUUACACUGAGGAAUCAGAUAUUAUAUUUGUUCUUCA
This is a messenger RNA of Malus domestica (apple), 912 nucleotides long. RefSeq names its product protein OXIDATIVE STRESS 3-like. The record is from RefSeq and is a predicted model, not a curated record. NCBI's taxonomy places the organism in Eukaryota, Viridiplantae, Streptophyta, Magnoliopsida, Rosales, Rosaceae.